Molecule: messenger RNA, 1998 nt
Organism: Alosa alosa (allis shad)
Lineage: Eukaryota; Metazoa; Chordata; Actinopteri; Clupeiformes; Clupeidae
Exons: 14
Coding region: 55-1677 (540 amino acids)
Biological process (GO): intracellular transport; polar body extrusion after meiotic divisions; cleavage furrow formation
Cellular component (GO): cytoplasmic vesicle membrane; cell cortex
Molecular function (GO): actin binding
Source: RefSeq, a predicted model, not a curated record
AGUAGAACAAGGUCCUCCAUAGGCCUACUGAGCAGUCAGACAAUUUGACACGUGAUGACCACGUUUCAAACAAUGGAUGGCUCCGUUUGUGUUCCAAACACUUGCCAUAUCUGCUUAAAAGAAAUACUUGAACUGCAAGGACACCCGAUAACCGAAGAGCAAGCGUGGGCCCUGUGUUACCAGUUGUGUACGCUUCUGAAAGACGAUUUAAGUGAGCGCGUAGUCCACAACGAGACACCACAACCCCCUCGUUUACCUGGAGUAGAGGCCAUUCUUUUCUCCAACGAUGGAAGUGUUAGUUUCAAAGACUCAAGUAGGCCUAUUUUCGGCAGAAAGGAUCAGAUAGUUGACCAACUUGGUCGCCUUAUUUACGACUGUCUUGAUUGGGGGCUUGACCAUGACGUUGAACGAGACCUGCACGAAGCUCUUGCUCUCCUUGUCUGCCGGAUGAUAAACGUGAAACCACGCACCGAUGCGUCUCUCCUGCCUAUAGGCCUUCCUGAAGUCAUUCAGGUUUGUGAAGAUCGCCUGGAUGGCACUGCACAGGCAGCACAUCACUACAAGACUGUCUGCUCAUUACUGUUCUCAGAGACCAUUGAGCUGUACCACUACAUCCAAAGUUAUAAGACGUGUAUCAAGAGUCUUCAAACAUUUUUGGAAUCUGACGUGUCACUGCGAAUUCGUACUGAUUCAGAUCAGGUUCAUGCAUGGAAAUAUGUGGUAGAAGAGAUACAAAGUAGAGAACCUUUGAGGCCGUGUUCCAGAACCUUUCCAUCGAAUGCAUACCGACCUCCAGAAAAGUUGUUCCCAUUUGACCAGCUGAAGCAAGUUAUUGAAAGCAAACAAUAUACUCUACGAAAAGUACAGAUGGGAGGAAACCCUCUGAAAAAGACUGAUCCAUGUGAUUCUCUUCUGGAAGCCAUCCUAGCCAAGCCAAAACUCAGACCUGUUUCAGAGCGGAAAUUGAGAGAGAGGACUAAGGAAGAGCCUUGUCUUCAUGAACGGCUGAUGGCGGAGAUUCGCACGACUGACCCGCUGGAACUUUUUGCAUCUUGCAAAAAAAGUCGUGCCGUUCAAAGUUUACGUAUGACAUCAGGUCUCAACCUUAUGGGUAGAAAGCGACGUGCCCAAUCUGUUGGGAGCUACCCAGACACCAAACGAUUGAGGAAAGGUUAUGACACUGGCAGUAUUCCUGUGACUAUUGCGAUGAUUAUGAAUGCACAUCAGACUGAAAUUGAUGGGCAUCAGAAGACUAUUCCUGAGACUAACCCUGGCAAAUGGCAGGUGUGUUCCUGUUGCUCUAAUCGAAGUCAGUUUUUUACCUGGCACAACACCUGCUCCAGAUGUGAUAGGGUUGUGUGUCCUUCCUGCUGUGUAAAGAUGCGAGUGCCCUACAAAUGGUGUAUGGACCUCCCAAUAACAUUCUUCCGGAAGAUCGUGCUGCGGCAAAGUGCUGAGAGAGACCAUAGUCAUUUCUGGAGGGAGCGCCUAUCAUGGGACUGCACAAAGAUUCCUUUGGUUCUGGAGGCUCUAGCCCUCGGUUCUUGUUCCCAGCACAGUUUGGCCAUGAGAGGUUGGCACAGCCAGGACAUCUGUAUAGAGUGUCAGGGUCUCCUGGAGGAAACAUGUGACUCUGGGGCCUUUGUGAACUGUAUCACAGGGACCCGAGAGAUUUGAUAGCUCUUGGCUUUACUUCUUGUUCAGAAUGUGGGCCCCCCAUUCACUAUGUCUGGUCCUUUUCCUGGUCAAAUAUUUAUGUAUAGUUAUUUUUAAGUUGUUUGUAAUUAAAUAAGUUAUUUUCUGUAAUUAAUGUAAUUAUUUUGUGUUAAGUUUUUUUACUUACUUACUGUGAAGCCUAAGAGUUUGUUCACUCUUUGUUUUUUGUUUUAGUUUUCUGAUCAUGUUUUUGUUUGUAGUUGAUCAUGUUUUGUAUAUAGUUUUUUUUUUACUGGUUUCAACUAAUAAAAACAUGGCUUUGUUUUACUUAUUUUUCUUUCA